UCCUAGCAGCUGAUAUUGCUCUAUAUAUAGAGCAGCUUCUUGGGCCUGACCAUUGUAUUACAACUUCACAGAGGAGACACAUGCGUUCUACUUUUCUGUGAUUUAAAGGAACAAAAGAAGUAGCUGCUGUUUUCAUUUUCCUACAGGAAUCAGAAUGAACAAAGCAAAGAUUGUAAGACCAGAAGGAAGCCAGCCAGCACAUGCGCUGUGGUUUGACAGAAAGAAAUACGUCACCAUCAACUUCGUUGUUCAAAAGCCUAAAGAUGUCCAAGUAGACAUCCAGCCAGACAAAAUGAUUUUGUGCUGCAAAAAUGACACCGAUGAUGUCUUCUACAAUGAACUGCACUUUUACGACAAAGUCCAAAUCCAUGACUCUAGAGAGAGAGUGCACGAACGCACCAUCAACAUCUUGUUAAGAAAGAUGAAACCUGACGUUGCAUGGCCUCGUCUUCAGAAGGACCCAGCAAGGCCCUGCUGGAUUUCUGUAGACUUUGAUAACUGGAGAGACUGGGACCAUGAGGAAGAUGAGGGAAAGGCGGAAUACGACCAGUACAUGGAUAUGAUCCAAGAAAUGGCCAGCGGAAACAAAGGAACAGUCCCAGACAUGGGGGACCUCAGUGAUUCUGACUGACAUAGAUGACUCUAACACAUUUGUUGGAGACAGAUGUCCCUAUACUUUGCUUUUGAGAUUUGGUGUCAAGUGAAAGUGAUUAUAUAUAUUUUUAAAUAUAUUUCACAUUUGCGUAUUUGUCUGUUAUGGUGUAUUGUAAUGUACUGUUUGUAUAUUUUAUUUUAAAAGAUUAUUAUUCAACAUAUUACAUUAAAAGUCAAUCAUUUUC
Messenger RNA from Girardinichthys multiradiatus, 839 nucleotides. RefSeq names its product prostaglandin E synthase 3 like (gene ptges3l). The record is from RefSeq and is a predicted model, not a curated record. NCBI's taxonomy places the organism in Eukaryota, Metazoa, Chordata, Actinopteri, Cyprinodontiformes, Goodeidae. Gene Ontology annotation, cellular component: nucleus; cytosol. Gene Ontology annotation, molecular function: protein-folding chaperone binding; Hsp90 protein binding. The transcript is spliced from 7 exons. Gene Ontology annotation, biological process: protein folding; chaperone-mediated protein complex assembly. The coding region runs from base 155 to 631 and encodes 158 amino acids.